This is a messenger RNA of Condylura cristata (star-nosed mole), 1247 nucleotides long. RefSeq names its product Rho guanine nucleotide exchange factor (GEF) 39 (gene ARHGEF39). Lineage: Eukaryota; Metazoa; Chordata; Mammalia; Eulipotyphla; Talpidae. The record is from RefSeq and is a predicted model, not a curated record. The transcript has 9 exons. The coding region runs from base 70 to 1077 and encodes 335 amino acids. Gene Ontology annotation, molecular function: guanyl-nucleotide exchange factor activity. Gene Ontology annotation, cellular component: plasma membrane. Gene Ontology annotation, biological process: positive regulation of cell migration.
CCCGCCCCGAGCGGUUGGGGUUUGAAUCUGCGGCGGGCUGCGGCCGGAAGUGCAGACCCUCAGUCGGGGAUGGAGAGCCCCGCUCUCAGCGCUCGGUGCCCGCUGCAAGAGCAGCGAGCCCGUUGGGAGCGGAAGCGAGGCUGCACCGCCCGGGAGCUGCUGGAGACCGAAAGGCGCUACCAGGAGCAACUGGGGCUGGUGGCCACGUACUUCGUGGGAAUUCUGAGAGCCAAGGGCACCCUGACACCACCAGAGAUCCAGGUUCUGUUUGGGCCCUGGGAGCUCAUUUACGGCGCCAGCCAAGAGCUGCUUCCCUACCUCGAAGGAGGGCACUGGGGCCGUGGGCUGGAGGGCUUUUGCCCCCACUUGGAGCUCUACGUACAAUUUGCUGCCAAUGCGGAGAGGUCCCUGAACACCCUGCAGGAACUACUAAAGAAAAGGAAGCGUUUCAGGAGGUGUGUGCGGCUUCAGGAAGGCCGCCCUGAGUUUGGGGGCCUUCAGCUCCAGGACCUGCUCCCUCUGCCUUUGGAGAGGCUCCAGCAGUAUGAGAAUCUUGUCGUUGCAUUGGCUGAAAACACAGGUCCCAACAGCCCUGACCACCAACAGCUCACACGAGCUGCCCGACUGGUAAGUGAGACUGCCCAGAAGGUCCGCACCAUAGGUCAGAAACAGAAGAAUGACCAGCACCUCCGGCGUGUCCAGGCUCUGCUCGGUGGACGCCAGGCAAAGGGGCUUACCUCAGGUCGCUGGUUCCUACGCCAGGGGUGGCUGUUGGUGGUUCCCCCCCGUGGCGAGCCUCGACCUCGAAUGUUCUUCCUCUUCUCUGAUCUGCUCCUCAUGGCCAAGCCUCGACCCCCGCUGCACCUGCUACAGAGUGGCACGUUUGCCUGCCGCGCCCUCUACCCCAUGUCCCAGUGUCAGCUCCGCAGAGUCUUUGGGCACUCGGGAGGCCCCUGUGGUGGGCUGCUCAGUCUGUCCUUUCCCCAUGAGAAGCUACUGCUUAUGUCCACAGACCAGGAGGAGCUGUUGCGUUGGUACCACAGCCUGACCUUGGCCAUCAGCAGCCAGAAAAACUAGAAGAAUCUUACAAAUUCCAGAAUCCAGGAUACUUCAGGGAUAGAUCGGAGUCAGGAGCACAAAGCAGUCUUCAGUAUUAAACAAAAUACAGAACCCUUCAUGGUUUGAGAAAGGUCUUUUUACGUUUGCCUGGAACAAGCCACAUCAGGUUGUUUGACCAGCUCUUUACA